AUGGCCGGCCACACGCAGCAACAGAGCGGGCGCGGGAACCCCGGCCCGGGCCCCGGGCCCGGCGCCUCAGAGCGGGUGGCGCUCAAGAAGGAGAUCGGGCUGGUGAGCGCCUGCACCAUCAUCAUCGGAAACAUCAUCGGCUCAGGCAUCUUCAUCUCACCCAAGGGUGUCCUGGAGCACUCGGGCUCUGUGGGUCUGGCCCUGUUCGUCUGGGUCCUGGGUGGGGGCGUGACUGCUCUGGGCUCCCUCUGCUAUGCAGAGCUGGGAGUUGCCAUCCCCAAGUCCGGUGGGGACUAUGCCUACGUCACAGAGAUCUUCGGAGGCCUGGCUGGCUUCCUGCUGCUCUGGAGCGCCGUCCUCAUCAUGUACCCCACCAGCCUGGCUGUCAUCUCCAUGACCUUCUCCAACUACGUGCUGCAGCCUGUGUUCCCCAACUGCAUGCCCCCUGCCACUGCUUCCCGAGUACUCUCCAUGGCCUGCCUGAUGCUCCUGACGUGGGUCAACAGCUCCAGUGUGCGCUGGGCCACGCGCAUCCAGGACGUCUUCACAGGAGGGAAGCUGCUGGCCCUGUCGCUCAUCAUUGGCGUGGGCUUUGUCCAGAUUUUCCAAGGACACUUCGAGGAGCUGCGACCCAGCAAUGCCUUCGCCUUCUGGAUGAUGCCCUCGGUGGGUCACCUGGCCCUGGCCUUCCUCCAGGGUUCCUUUGCCUUCAGUGGCUGGAACUUCCUCAACUAUGUCACUGAGGAACUGGUUGACCCUCGAAAGAACCUACCUCGUGCCAUCUUCAUCUCUAUCCCACUGGUGACCUUCGUGUACACCUUCACCAACAUCGCCUACUUCACUGCCAUGUCCCCCCAGGAGCUGCUGUCCUCUAACGCAGUGGCCGUGACCUUCGGGGAGAAGCUGCUGGGCUACUUUUCUUGGGUCAUGCCCGUCUCCGUGGCACUUUCCACUUUCGGAGGGAUCAAUGGCUACCUGUUCACCUCCUCCAGGCUGUGCUUCUCUGGAGCCCGAGAAGGGCACCUGCCCAGCCUGCUGGCUAUGAUCCACGUCAGACACUGCACCCCUAUUCCUGCCCUCCUUGUCUGCUGUGGGGCCACAGCAGUCAUCAUGCUCGUGGGAGACACAUACACGCUCAUCAACUACGUGUCCUUCAUCAACUACCUCUGCUAUGGCGUCACCAUCCUGGGGCUGCUCGUGCUGCGCUGGAGGCGGCCAGCACUCCACAGGCCCAUCAAGGUGAACCUUCUCAUACCCAUCACCUAUUUGGUCUUCUGGGCGUUCUUGCUGGUCUUCAGCUUCAUCUCAGAGCCCAUGGUCUGUGGGGUGGGCGUCAUCAUCAUCCUCACAGGGGUGCCUAUUUUCUUCCUGGGAGUGUUCUGGAGAAGCAAACCAAAGUGUGUGCACAGACUCACAGAAUCAUUGACACACUGGGGCCAGGAGCUGUGUUUCGUGGUUUACCCCCAGGACUGCCCCGAGGAAGACAAUGGCCCCUGCCAGCCCUCCCCACUGCCGGCCACAAACAAGCCCUUGAAGACACAAUGA
This is a messenger RNA of Cynocephalus volans (Philippine flying lemur), 1545 nucleotides long. RefSeq names its product solute carrier family 7 member 10 (gene SLC7A10). Gene Ontology annotation, cellular component: membrane. The coding region runs from base 1 to 1545 and encodes 514 amino acids. The record is from RefSeq and is a predicted model, not a curated record. Gene Ontology annotation, molecular function: L-amino acid transmembrane transporter activity; neutral L-amino acid transmembrane transporter activity. Gene Ontology annotation, biological process: D-alanine transmembrane transport; amino acid transmembrane transport; D-serine transmembrane transport. NCBI's taxonomy places the organism in Eukaryota, Metazoa, Chordata, Mammalia, Dermoptera, Cynocephalidae. The transcript is spliced from 11 exons.